AUGGCUAUCGAACUGGGGUACACAGCAGAUUACCACGUCCAUCUGCGACAGGACGAAAUUAUGAGGCUUGUCACCCCGACAGUCAGGCAAGGAGGAGUGUCAAUAGCAUACAUCAUGCCCAACCUUGUUCCGCCAAUCACGACCCUGGACCGUGUGACCGAGUACAAGCAGGAACUCGAGCAGCUAUGCGAUUCCACCACAUUUUUGAUGACAUUUUACCUGAGCAGGGACCUGACGCCCGAAAUCGUGGAGGAGGCCGCACAGAAGAAGGCCAUUCGCGGUAUCAAGUGCUAUCCGUCCGGUGUCACCACGAACUCGAACGCUGGGGUGGAUCCUAACGACUUUACGCAGUUCUACCCAAUUUUCGAGGUUAUGCAGAAACACGGACUCGUGCUCAACCUGCACGGCGAAAAGCCGUCCGUCUCAAGCGAAGAAGGCAAGGACAUCCACGUGCUGAACGCAGAACCGGAAUUUCUGCCUGCUCUGUUCAAGCUGCACAGAGACUUUCCGAAACUCAAGAUCGUUCUUGAGCACUGCACCACCAAGGCCGCCGUCGACGCAAUACACGAGAUCAACAAAGAUCUGAAGGACGGCGAGCAGCCUACCGUCGUGGCGUCCAUCACGGCACACCAUUUGUUCCUCAUCGUGGACGACUGGGCCGGCAACCCGCUCAAUUUUUGCAAGCCGGUGGCCAAGCUGCCCGAAGAUAAGAGAGCCCUGAUUUCGGCUGCCACGUCCGGCAAGCCGUACUUCAUCUUCGGAUCAGACUCUGCUCCCCACGACGUCCACAAAAAGGCAGUUCACACUGGCGUCUGUGCGGGUGUGUAUACCCAGCCGUACGCCAUUGCAUAUCUGGCCGAGGUGUUCGACACGCAAGGAAAGCUUGACAGAUUGAAGGAUUUUGUGUCGACGUUCGGAAACAGCUUCUACGAAAUGGACGAGUCCAAACUGCGCUCCAAACAAAGAUGCUGGCUAGUCGAAAAACCAAACGUGGUUGCCGACACUGUCGCGCAGGGCGGACUGACCGUGGUUCCGUUCCGUCCUGGUUCCAAGCUCAGGUACGCUGUCGAGUGGAGGUAA
Messenger RNA from Ogataea angusta, 1080 nucleotides. RefSeq lists its product as uncharacterized. Lineage: Eukaryota; Fungi; Ascomycota; Pichiomycetes; Pichiales; Pichiaceae. Gene Ontology annotation, biological process: 'de novo' pyrimidine nucleobase biosynthetic process; pyrimidine nucleotide biosynthetic process. The record is from RefSeq and is a predicted model, not a curated record. Bases 1 to 1080 code for a protein of 359 amino acids. Gene Ontology annotation, cellular component: cytoplasm. Gene Ontology annotation, molecular function: dihydroorotase activity. The transcript has a single exon.